AUCAGCUUGUGAGGGUUUGGAUUUUCUUGGGUUUCUCUGAGUUACUUUGGAUUGUGGAUGUCAGUUUGCAGCCCUGCAUUAAAAAGAUUUCAUACAAAACAACAUAAUCAUCCCGUUGUGAAUGUAGACAGGAUCUUCCUACACAGAGUUACACAGUAAAUCAACUACUGGUUAAUAUGGUUCGGAGAUCCAAGAGGCUGAAACUGGAGCACAUAAAAGAGGAAACCGACUGCAGGGAGAAAGCAGAAAUGCAGAAUGUGUGUGCUGCAAAGGAGAGAGCAAAGCAGUGCUGCAGGGAGCAUAAACAGGCACUGGAGUUUUUCUGCCAGGAGGAAGAGGCAUUUAUCUGUGUCCUGUGUGUUCCCAGACAUUCCAGCCACAGAUUUAUGUUCCUGCAUGAGGCAUUCACUGUGUAUAAGGACAAACUGAAAAUAGCUUUAACAUCUAUAGAGUCCAAACUGGAAGAUCUUAAAUAUUUGCGAAGCAAGCAGGAUGUGGAAAUUAAAGUACAGGAAGAAAAUUUUAGGUUGGAACAAUACAUUACACACAAAUUUGCAAAACUGCACCAGUUUCUGCAAGACAAGGAAUGGAAACUCAUCCAGCAGAUUAAGAAUGAAAAAGCAGCCAUUUUAAAAGAGAAGGACAGAACUCUUGAAUGCAGUAAACAUGAUGUUAUUGCCUCUAAUGUGGCAGCAUCUGAUAUUAACUUGGAGCUAAAGAAUAAAGAAGUGGAGAUUAUGAAAGAGACGGAAAUUAAAUCUGAAGACACUGAAACUGAUGCUAUGGCCACUCAGGAGACGUUGUGUAACAAAACUUUGAAGUUCAGACAACCAGAAGCUACUGGCUUUCUAAAAGAAGAUGUUUUUAGUUUGGAACAGUGCAUUACACAAGAAAUUGCAAAACUGCACCAGUUUCUCCAAGACAAGGAACAACAGCUCAUCCAACAGCUUAAGAAUGACGAAGCAAAUAUGAGAGAGAGAGACAAAAAUCUUGACUGCAUUCAGCCUAAUAUUAUUGCUUCUAACAUGUCUGAUGGUAACUUGCAACUCAAGAAUGGAGAUGUGGGGUCUGUGAAAGAGAUGGAAAUAAAAUCCGAAUGCAUUGAAACUGAUAUUGUGGCCACUUGUGAGACGUCUAACAAAAACUUGGAUCUCAAGCAACGUGAAGCUGUUGGUAUCCUAACAGUACCAGAAACCUUUGAGGAUGUUGCUGUCACUUUUUCAGAAGAGGAGUGGCAGAUGUUAACAAAACAAGAUAAGAAGCUUCACAGGGAAGUGAUGUUGCAGAACUAUGAAACCUUGGUUUCAGUAGGAUACAAAAUCCCCCUAGAGAAGUUAUUACUAAUAUUUAAAGAAGAUGCGGAUCUACCAAAGGGUGAUAUGGAGAAAUAUAUAAUGGAACAGAAGGCUAUUACCCGCAGUAUUGGAGACAGUGAGUGCAGCAUGAGCUGUAGGCAGAGGCCAUCACCUGGGGCACCUCUGUUAUACCACCCAACAGGAAACCUGCAGCAAUGUACUCAGUCUGUGAAGAGCUAUGACAAGCUGAAGCUCACUCCUAUAUCACAGAUUCAUUAUGGAUGUAACACCGGCAGGAACACUGAAUGUGAAACAACUUGUACGGUGCAGAAAUGUCCGUUAAUACAUCAGAAAGCUUCCAAAGGGAAGGAACAACAUAAAUGUGCUGACUGUGGUAAGUUUUUUAUGUAUCGACGUUCUCUAAUACAUCACCAAGUUAUUCACACGGGAGAGAAGCCACAUCAGUGUACUGAAUGCAGUAAAAGCUUCGCAUUUCGCAGUAGUCUUCGACGGCACCAUGCCAUUCACACAGGAGAGAAGCCAUAUAAAUGUACUGAAUGCAGUAAGUGCUUUAUACAGAAGAGACACCUAAUGUGCCAUCUCAAUUCUCACACCGGGAAUAAACCAUACAAAUGUAGUGAAUGCAGUAAGAGCUUCAAACAUAGCAGUAGUUUCCUACAGCAUCUAGAUGUUCACACAGGAGUGAAACGAUAUAAAUGUACUGAGUGCAGUAAGAGCUUCACAUGUCUUGGUAACCUACGCAAGCAUAAAGUCAUUCACACAGGAGAGAGGCCAUAUAAAUGUGCUGAAUGCGGUAAGUGUUUUGCACAAAAACAAAAGCUAGAACACCACCUGAACUGCCACACAGGGAAUAAACCAUAUAAAUGUGCUGAAUGUGGUAAGGCCUUUGCACAUCCAAGUAGUGUUAAACACCAUGAGGCCAUUCACUUAGGAGAGAAACGAUACAAAUGUUCUGAAUGCAGUAAGAGCUUCCUCCGUCUUCGUCACCUUCUACAGCAUCAGGCUAUUCAUACAGGCGUGAAGCCAUUUAAAUGUGUUGAAUGCAAUAAGUGCUUUGCACAAAAACAUCACCUACUAAAACAUCAAAAGACUCACAAAGGCGAAAAACCAUAUAAAUGUGAUGAAUGUGGUAAGUGCUUUACAGAAAAGAUAAACCUAAAAUACCAUCAGAUCUCACACACAGAGAACACACCAUAUAAAUGUGCAGAGUGCAGUAAAUAUUUCAGUUCUCGACGUAGUCUUCAACGGCAUUGUGCCACUCACACACAUGAGAAACCUCAUAAAUGUACUGAAUGCAGUAAGGCCUUCAUGUAUCUCAGUACACUUAAACAGCAUCAAGCCAUUCACUCACAAGAGAAAACAUACAAAUGUACUGAAUGUGAUAAGAGCUUCACAGCUCUCUGUCAUCUUCAGCGGCAUCAUGUCAUUCACACCGGGCAGAAACCAUACAAAUGUUCUGAAUGUGGUAAGUGUUUUACAUGCAAGCAAUACCUAAAAUAUCAUCAGCUUUCACACAGGGAGCACAGCAUAUUGAAUAAAUUGCUGGCUGAUAUGGUUCGAAGAUCCCAGAGACUGAAGCUGAGAGACACAAAGCAGGAAAAUGAUUGCAUGGAGAGGGAAAAACUUCAGAAUAUGUGUUCCUCAAAUGGGAGAACAGAGCAGUGUUGUGAGGAGCACAGACGGAGACUGGAGUUGUUCUGCCAGGAGGAUAAGACCUUUAUUUGUAUCCUGUGUAUUCCUAGACAUUCCAGCCACAGUAUUGUGUUCCUGCAUGAGGCAGUCAGAGUGUAUAAGGUACCAGAAACCUUUGAGGAUGUUGCUGUCUCAUUCUCAGAAGAGGAGUGGAAGAUGUUAACAAAAUAUGAUAUAGAACUUCACAGGGAAGUGAUGGUACAGAACUAUGAAACCAUGGUUUCAGUUGGAUACAAAAUACCUAAAAAGAAAUUAUUGUUGCUGUUUAAAGCAAAUGACAAACUGCCAAAGACAGACGUGAAAAGAGAAAAUUCCACAAAACAGAAGGCUGUUAUUAAGAAUAACCACCACAGUAUCAGUAGCACAGUUGGGACACCACAGUUGCAUAACCCAGCACAGAACCACCAGUCUGCUGAGCCUGCGAAGGGCUACAACAAGCCAUGUCUUGCUCCAGUACCACGGCUUCAUUCAGGACAGAACUUCAGUAAAAGCUCUGAAUGUGACACAAGUCUGACAACUCACACAGAGGAGAACCUAUAUAAAUGUACUGAAUGCAGUAAAUGCUUCUCCGGUCUUGCUGGUUUACAAAGGCAUCAUGCCAUUCACACAGGAAUGAAACCAUAUAAAUGUACUGAAUGUAGUAAGUGUUUUACACAAAAGGGAAGCCUAAAAUAUCACCAGAAUGUACACACAGGCAAUAAUGCAUAUAAAUGUACGGAAUGCAGUAAAGGCUUCAAUUCUCACAGCGAUCUGAGAAAGCACGUUGCCACUCACACUGGAGAGAAACCAUAUAAAUGUACUGAAUGCAAUAAGUGUUAUAGACAAAAGGGACACCUAAAGUACCAUCAGAAUUCUCACACAGGGAACAAACCAUAUAAGUGUACUGAAUGUAGCAAGUGUUUUACACAUCUCAGUAGUCUUCGACAGCAUCUUGCAAUUCACACAGGGUUAAAACCGUAUAAAUGUCCUGAUUGCAGUAAAUGCUUUAGACGAAAGGAGCACCUAAAAUACCAUCAGAAUUUCCACACGGGGAAUAAACCAUAUAAAUGUACUGAAUGCAGUAAGACCUUUUUACACAUCAGUAGCUUUCGACGACACCAGACUAUUCAUAGCGGAGAGAAACCAUAUAAAUGUGCUGAAUGCAAUAAGUGCUUUCCAUACAAGGAAAGCUUAAAAUACCAUCAGAACUCUCACUCUGGGAACAAACCGCACAAAUGUACUGAAUGCAAUAGAUGUUUCACACAUCCCAGUGACCUUCGAAAGCAUUAUACCACUCAUACGGGAGAGAAACCAUAUAAGUGUACUGAAUGCAUUAAGUGUUUUACACGUCUCAGUAGCCUUCGAAAGCAUCUUAGCAUUCACACAGGAGCAAAACCAUAUCAGUGUACUGACUGUAGUAAGUGCUUUGUACUAAAGCAACAUCUGUUAGAACAUCAACAGACUCACAAAUCAGGCAAACCUUAUAAAUGUACUGAAUGUAGUAAGUGUUUUAUAUCAAAGGGAAGCUUAAAAUACCAUCAGAACUCUCAUACAGGGAAUAAACCAUACAAAUGUGCUGAAUGCAGUAAGUGUUUCUCAUAUCUUAGUAGUCUUAAAUAUCAUAGUUCUACUCACGAUACUUCCGCCAAGAAAACAACCUUGCCAAAAGAAAUCUCGUCCUCGCGUUGUGGAAAGAAAGAAAAGAUGCAAAGUCUGUGUGCUACAAAUGGGAGAACAGAACAGUGCUAUAGGGAGCAAAGACAGAGACUACAGCUGUUCUGCCAGGAAGAUGAUUCCUUUGCCUGCUUUCUCUGUACUCCUAGGCAUUCCAGCCACAAUGUUGUGUUCCUGCAUGACACAGCCACUGUGCAUAAGGAAGAUGUUUGGAGUGUGGACCAGUAUGUUACACAAGAGAUUGCAAAACUGCACCAGUUUCAACAUCACAUGGAAGAAAGACUUAUUCAACAUCUUAUGAAUGGAGAAGCAGCAAUUCUAAAAAAGAUGGAGGAAAAUCUCAAAUGUAUUAAAAAUUAUGUUAUAACCACACAUAUGGAAGUGUCUGAUGUUUACUUGGAAGUCAAGAAAGAGGAAGUAGAAAUUGUACAGGUAUUUGAAGAAAACAUUGAAAACAUUAAGAGUUAUAUUAUGGCCACCCAACAGGCAGUGUGGGAUGAUAACAUGGAGCUUGGAAAAGGCAAACUUAAAAGCUUUCUAACAGUACCAGUAACCUUUGAGGAUGUUGCUGUGAAUUUCUCAGAAGAGGAGUGGAACAUGUUAACAAAACAAGAUAAAGAACUUCACUGGGAAGUAAUGGCACAGAACUGUGAAACCUUGAUUUCAGUAGGAUAUGAAAUCUCUCCUCAGAAAUUGUUACUGAUGUUUAAUGCAAAUGGUAGAAUGGCUAAGGAUAAUGAAGUGGGAGAAAACGCCCCAGAACAGAAGGAUCUUCAUGAAGGUAAACUCCAUGGUAUCAGAAACACAGAAUGCAGUGUGAUUUACAAUCAGCACCCAUUAAUCCAGACACUGCCAUUAAGUCAUCCAGCAGAGAGCCUACAGCAAACAUUACAUCAGACACCAAUGUUAUGUCAUUCAGCAGAGAACCUGCAGCAAACAUUACAUCAGACACCACUGUUAUGUCAUCCAACAGAGAACCUGCAGCAAACAUUACAUCAGACACCAGUGUUAUGUCAUCCAACAGAGAACCUGCAGCAAUGUGCAGAGCCUGUGAAGGGUUACAACAAGCUUCAUCUCACUUCUGUACCUCAGCAAAACUUAGAAAAUAACUCUAAUUCCAGUUGUGAAUAUGAUACAAUUUGGAGAGCUCAAACAGAGAAGAAACCAUAUAAAUGUGCUGAAUGCAGUAAGUGUUUUACACAAAAAAGAAACCUAAAACUUCAUCAGGCCAUCCACACAUCAGAUAGGCCAUAUAAGUGUACAGAAUGUGGUAAGAGUUUUACACACCAAAGGAACUUAAAACUUCAUCAGGCUAGUCACACAGAAGAGAGACCAUAUCAGUGUGCCGAAUGUAGUAAAUGUUUCAAAAGAUACCGUGACUUGAAAUGCCAUCUUGUUGUUCAUACAGGAGAGAAGCCGUAUAAAUGUGAAGAAUGCAAUAAGUGUUUCACACAACAAGCAAGUCUACAAUCCCAUCAAGCCAUUCAUACGGGAAAGAGACCGCAUCAGUGUACUGAAUGCAGUAAGUGUUUUAGAAGACUUGGUGAUUUGAAAUGUCAUCUGGACACUCAUACGGGGCAGAAACCAUAUAAGUGUCCUGAAUGCAAUAAGUUUUUUGCACAGAAAAGAAACCUAAAACGUCAUCAGGCCACUCACAUGGGUGGGAGCUCAUACUAUAAGUGUCUUGAAUGCAAUAAGUUUUUUAUGUCUCCAAGUAGUCUUCAAAGGCAUCAUGGUCUUCACACGGGAAAGAAGCCAUAUAAAUGUACUGAAUGUGACAAGUGUUUUGUGCAAAAGAAUUAUCUCUUAAAACAUAUAUGGACUCAUGCAGUGGAAAAGCCAUAUAAAUGUACUGAAUGUGAUAAAUGCUUCCCUUGCCAAAGCAAACUUAGAACUCAUCGUACCCGUCAUACAAGAGAGAAGCUGUAUAGGUGUACAAAGUGCAACAUGUCUUUUACACUAAAUUGCUAUUUGUUAAAACAUCAACAGACUCACCUGGGAGAAAAGCCAUAUAAAUGUGCCGAAUGUAAUAAAUGUUUUUCACAACAACGGAAUCUAGUAGAUCACCAAACAAUACAUACGGGAGAGAAACCACAUGUGUGUGCUGAAUGUGGUAAGUGUUUCAGACAAAAGAGUGGCUUGGUAUAUCAUCAGGCCAUUCAUACCGGGGAGAUGCCACAUAAAUGUAAUGAAUGCAAUAAGGGUUUUGCACUUCGCAGUCGUCUGAUAAACCAUCAGGCCAUUCAUGCAAAAGAGAAGCCAUACAAGUGUGCUGAAUGUAGUAGAGGGUUCUCAUUUCUGAGAAGUCUUCAAAGGCAUCACGCCCGUCACAAGAGGGAGAAUAAAGAGACACUAAGUUUAGAAAAUUAAAUAUUGGAGAAACUAUAUUAAUCUACUGGAUGUAGCCUUACAUGCCACAGCAGAUAUUCUCUCAGGCCAUUCAUAUAGGCAAGAAAUGGGGAUGGUUAAAAUAGUUUAGCCACAUGAAAUAUAGGCAUGCCCCAGAUUAGGAAUGGGCCCGUACCUAUCACAACUUUAAAAAGUCUUCAUCAUUUGGAAAAAUUAAACUAGAGAGGAACAAGACAGAGAGAGAGUUAAACCAGAAGUGGAUGGGAAACGGGUAGCAAAAGAAAGUGAAACAUGUAAAAACAAGAGGAAAUACAAGACCGAAAUCAGAAGAGGAAAAGUGGAAAGCCUGCAGCAAUGGUGGCAAAUAAAGGGAAUUACCUAAACUAGAAAGUAUCUCUAACAAAUGACUUGCUAAACAAAAGUGAAUGUAAAUCGGAAAGUGAAAGGCUGAUAACAGCAGAUCAAGGUACACAAGAUAAAAUUUGUAUAAACAAGUGGAAGAUAAAGAAAAUUAGAGGUUUUGUAACAGAAAUAAAAGCAGUUACACCUCUCACUGCUGGUUUUGAAAAGCUUAAGGCAGAAAAGUCAUAAUAAAUUGUUACGGUUGAUGACAUCUGAACGUGUAGAAAGAUGACAUUGUGCUAAUAUACAAAAGGCACUAGAAGAAGGGAUCACAAAGAACUGCUGAAAUGAAAAUAUAACCAUCACAUAGAGAGCUUGGUAACUACUGACAAGUACUGCAGUGAGAAAUAGACAAAGGCAGUAUUAAUUAUCGAAUAUCCAUCCAUGGCGGCAGCAGUGGCUUCUGCACCGAGAGGCAUUAAAAUCAAAGAAUACUGGGACAUGAAUGGAGAAAUCAAGGAAAUAUGAACACAAACAUGCAAGCAGUUUUACUGCUCCUUAGUAAAUGGACAAAUAAAGGACUCAUGUAUGUGAAGCACUUGCUGUAGUAGAAGACAGUUGACUGAUUCUGUGUCUUUUCAGCAGUAAUUAUUUUAGAGCAACUGAUUUUUCUGCUCUCUGAAGUUUUUCAUAGCCAUGGGUAUUAUAAUGAGACUGUUUACAUUUGUACAGUGUGGCCACUUGACAGCAGCAGACACUGAACUAUUACAUUUUCAAAUCUACUUAUAUAUUUAAUACUUAAUUUUAUUUAUGAUUUAUUUUAUUAUAUGCUGAAUAAAUGAGCUGUCCCCUGACUCUCUUCAAUCAUGGUGCAGAUCACAAGGGCAAGGGUAGAUGCAGUAUAUGGGCACUUUACUGUAGCCAAAUAGCUAGCAUGCUUUUGGAAGAAAACCUGAGUACGAAGAGGGAGAACCAACACAGGCACAGUGUGAGCAUUGCGCAGGCAAUGACCAGAGUACAUGUUAACUCCCAAAAAGGAGGUGACGAGGUCCUGACCGAACCCAUUCUAUCCAUAAAAUGGCUAAGAAACCUGGAUUGAACUAGUUAAAUGUAUUUCCUGGGUCUUGCUGAAACAUGGCAUGAGUUUGUCUUCACUGGUGCUUGGUAACUUGAGAUAAUAAGCAGCUACAGUUACUAUCAAGUAUUUACCGUAGCAAUAGAUGAUUAACUUCUUUGCAUUUUCAGUAUUAAUCGCUGCUGACAUUAACAGAUUUGUGCUGAUAAUUUGCUGGUAUAGUACAUGUAUGUGUGUGUGUAUAUAAAAAUACAAUAAAUCAAAAAAUAAAAUCAGUCACCAUUAAUACACCCAACUCAAAUGCAUUACUAAUUCUGCAUAACAAAAAUAAUAGAAAAGAAAUGGAACAGACCAAGAAUCAGGAUUAUGGCAGAUAUGAAGCGCACUUUACAGCAAUAAAAGCACUAAAGACUUAAAUUUAAGUGCAUUACCUGGUUAGGAACCAAACAGUACAUCAAAUAAGGUAAAAAGUAAUCUGAAGAAAGUAAAAAAAAUAAACUCCACACAGCAAAAAUGAAGUAGUUUAGGAAGAGAGUGGAAUAAAAUGAAACAAAAUAGUCUCCAUGGCAACAGAAGGUAGACAGUUGAAGCUAGGGUGGUAUUCAUAGUCCA
Protopterus annectens (West African lungfish) is the source of this 9039-nucleotide messenger RNA. RefSeq names its product zinc finger protein 208-like. NCBI's taxonomy places the organism in Eukaryota, Metazoa, Chordata, Ceratodontiformes, Protopteridae. Bases 177 to 7031 code for a protein of 2284 amino acids. Gene Ontology annotation, biological process: regulation of DNA-templated transcription. The record is from RefSeq and is a predicted model, not a curated record. Gene Ontology annotation, molecular function: zinc ion binding. The transcript has 16 exons.